UAGUGGAACUACAAGAUCGGCAAUUGGCAUGCUCUACAUGUCAUGAUUCUGACACUCAGAUUACCGCUAACGAAAAGAGUGAUAACCCCGAAUGCAUGAUAGGAUAGAAGCCAGUAUAGAACAGUUACCACUUGAGUUUAUAAACGCCACGUUAGUUCGAAAUAAUCCUAGCAUUAUUUAUUAGACAAGACAGUAUGACAUCGAGAGGUCAAGCAGAAACGGAGAAACUAAGGCAAAAUUUAGAAGGACAGUUGGACAGGUUGGUUCAGCAAUUAGCAGAUUUAGAAGAAUGCAGAGGUGAUCUUGACCAAAGUGAGUAUGAAGAAACCAAAAAUGAAACUAUGGAGCAACUGCGAGAAUUCAAUGACAGUCUCUCAAAGAUGAUAUCAGGUGAUAUGACAUUGGUUGACCAACUGGGUUCAAUGCAGUUGGCAACACAGGCAGCUAUCAGUGCAGCUUUCCAUACACCCGCAGUCAUCCGCAUGUUUGCCCGCCGGGAACCAGAUCUUUUACGGGAGCGGCUAGCAGAUGUGGAUAGGGAUGAGCGACUUGGAAAACUUUCGGCCCAAGCUAGUACAAGAGAGAAAACUGAGAUCCUGAGUGCUCUCAGACAGCUGGAGGAACGUCUGUCACCAGCAGAACUCAAGUUUCUGGACCAACAAUUUGCAUCUAGUCUUGAGGACACAGGAAAGCAGUUUGUCCGUGUCAGUGAUACAGUGGCAAAUAAUGUAAAGGAAGUCCCAUCAUGGAGGAUGAGCUGGGCAGGGCAUAUAACAUGUAUGAGGGUGAUGAGAAUGCUCACAAAAUGUUGAUUGGAAAGCCUGAAGAAGCUGGAGAAAAAGCAUUGGCAAUGGCUGGGUCUGAAAUCCGAGCAGUGAAUCAUAUUUAAAAGAAACAUCUAUGAAGGGAACUGCUCCCACCCUAUCAUUUGCCAGAUGGUUCUGAAGAAUCCCCACAUUACAGAACUUGGGUCCUGUAAAAUAAAAUAUAUUUGGAUGUUCUGUUAAUCCAUGUGUCAUGCAUACAGGAUCUGUGCCAAUAUUAUUUGAUGUGGUUUAAUAUAUGGGGAGCAUGUAACAAUUUUAAAGGGAUAGGUGUUUUUUUGUACAAAGAAUGUACUUUUCUAUGUAUUUAGAAACAAAGUUGGAUAUGUUGUAAAAACUAAAGCUAUUUUAUGUAGUAUCACAUUUUAUUACAUAUUAAAUUAAUUAGAUCUAUUA
Messenger RNA from Zootermopsis nevadensis, 1220 nucleotides. RefSeq names its product protein LZIC. Gene Ontology annotation, molecular function: beta-catenin binding. The record is from RefSeq and is a predicted model, not a curated record. NCBI's taxonomy places the organism in Eukaryota, Metazoa, Arthropoda, Insecta, Blattodea, Termopsidae.